Messenger RNA from Calypte anna (Anna's hummingbird), 2099 nucleotides. RefSeq names its product negative elongation factor complex member B (gene NELFB). Gene Ontology annotation, cellular component: NELF complex; nucleus. Bases 42 to 1775 code for a protein of 577 amino acids. Lineage: Eukaryota; Metazoa; Chordata; Aves; Apodiformes; Trochilidae. The transcript is spliced from 13 exons. The record is from RefSeq and is a predicted model, not a curated record. Gene Ontology annotation, biological process: negative regulation of transcription elongation by RNA polymerase II.
CCCGGGGCGGUUCCGUUCGGUUCCGUUCGGGUGGUACCGAGAUGUACGCGGGGCUGCAGGAGCUGGGGGUGGCCAACGGCGAGGACCUGAAGGAGACGCUGACCAACUGCACGGAGCCGCUGAAAGCCAUCGAGCAGUUCCAGACAGAGAAUGGAGUUCUCCUGCCCUCCCUCCAGUCAGCACUCCCCUUCCUGGACCUGCACGGCACCCCCAGGCUGGAAUUCCACCAGUCUGUGUUCGACGAGCUGAGGGAGAAGCUGCUGGAGAGGGUCUCAGCCAUUGCUUUGGAAGGGAAAGUGGAGGAGAGAUACAAGAAGCUGGAGGAUCUCCUGGAGAAGAGCUUCUCCCUGGUCAAAAUGCCCUCCAUCCAGCCCGUGGUGAUGUGUGUCAUGAAGCACCUGCCCAAGGUCCCUGAGAAGAAGCUGAAGUUGGUGAUGGGUGACAAGGAGCUGUACAAGGCCUGUGCAGUGGAGGUGAAACGCCAGAUCUGGCAGGACAACCAGGCCCUGUUUGGGGAUGAGGUGUCCCCCCUGCUGAAGCAAUACAUCCUGGAGAAGGAAAACAUUCUCUUCAGCAGUGACAUCUCUGUCCUGCACAACUUCUUCAGCCCAUCCCCCAAAACAAGGCGUCAAGGAGAGGUGGUUCAGAAGCUGACCCAGAUGAUUGGGAAGAACGUGAAGCUCUAUGACAUGGUGCUGCAGUUCCUGAGGACUUUGUUCCUGAGGACCAGGAAUGUUCAUUACUGCACCCUGAGGGCAGAGCUCCUGAUGUCCCUGCACGACCUGGAGAUCAAUGACAUCUGCAACGUUGACCCCUGCCACAAGUUCACCUGGUGCCUGGAUGCCUGCAUUAGGGAGAAGUUUGUGGACAACAAGAGAGCUCGGGAGCUGCAGGGCUUCCUGGAUGGAGUGAAGAAAGGACAAGAACAAGUGCUGGGGGACUUGUCAAUGAUCUUGUGUGAUCCCUUUGCCAUCAACACCUUAGCUUUGAGUACCAUAAGGCACCUGCAGGACCUGGUGGGGCAGGACACCUUACCCAGGGAAAGCCCAGAUCUGCUGCUGCUCCUCAGGAUGCUGUCUUUGGGACAGGGGGCCUGGGACAUGAUUGACAGCCAGGUCUUCAAGGAACCAAAAAUGGAGGCUGAGCUGAUCACCAGGUUCUUGCCCAUGCUGAUGUCCUUUGUGGUGGAUGAUCACACAUUCAAUGUGGAUCAGAAACUGCCCUCAGAGGAGAAGGGGCCAGUUCCCUACCCCAGCACCAUUCCUGAGGCUUUUACCAAGUUCUUGCAGGAGAACAGAAUAGCUUGUGAGAUUGGGCUGUAUUACAUCCUUCACAUCACCAAACAGAGGAACAAGAAUGCUUUCCUUAGGCUGCUGCCAGCUCUGGUUGAGACAUUCAGUGACUUGGCCUUCAGUGAUAUUUUCCUGCAUCUGCUCACUGGCAACCUCACACUGCUGGGGGAUGAAUUUGCACUCGAGGAGUUCUGCACCAGUCUCUUUGAUGGUUUCUUUCUCACCGCCUGCUCCAGAAAGGAGAAUGUACACAGACAUGUGCUGAGACUGCUGCUCCACCUGCAUCACAAAGUGGUGCCUGCCAAGUUAGAGUCUCUCCAGAAGGCUUUGGAACCCACCAAGCAGAGCGGGGAGGCUGUGAAAGAGCUUCAUACCCAACUCACAGAGAAACUGGAGCUUCACAAGCCAAGUCCAGCAGAAGUGACUGAGACUCCUCCCAUGGAGCUGCCCUUGCCCACUGUGCCCACACCAGCCCCACGCUGAGCUCUGCCUGGAGUGCCAGAGGAAGAGAGAACUUCCCCAGUGCUCUGCAGCACCUUUCUGGGCUGCCUUUCAGCUGUCUCUGCCUACAGGCUGGAAACAAACAAACAAACCAACCAACAAACCAACCAAAAAGCCACUGAAGCUCCUUCAGGAGACACUGCAGUUUACCCAGCUCACUGGCUCCUGCUGGUUAGAAAAGUCUGUAUGCAGUGCAUUCCAAAGGUUCUUAAAGAUAGCUGAGUGUCUUCUUGUAGAUCCACUUCAAAGCUGCCUGUACAUGUUUGUGGUUUUUUUCAAAAAGAAAAUGCAUCUUUUUAAGCUUGG